UGGUGAACUCGGGCCUCUCCGGAGCCGCCGCCGCCGCCGCCGCCGCCGCCGCAACCGUCUCUCAAGAGUGAGGGGCGCGGACGAGGUGAGCGAGGAGGCGGCGGCUGGGGCGGCGGGGACAGCAGCCACCAUGUCGGAUACGCGGCGGCGAGUGAAGGUCUAUACCCUCAACGAAGACCGUCAGUGGGACGACCGAGGCACCGGGCAUGUCUCGUCCACUUAUGUGGAGGAGCUCAAGGGGAUGUCGCUGCUGGUUCGGGCUGAGUCCGACGGAUCACUACUCUUGGAGUCAAAGAUAAAUCCAAACACUGCAUAUCAGAAACAACAGGAUACAUUAAUUGUUUGGUCGGAAGCUGAGAACUAUGAUCUGGCUCUGAGUUUUCAGGAAAAAGCUGGCUGCGAUGAGAUCUGGGAAAAAAUUUGUCAGGUUCAAGGUAAGGAUCCAUCUGUGGAAGUCACACAGGACCUCAUUGAUGAAUCAGAAGAAGAACGAUUUGAAGAAAUACCUGAAACCAGUCAUCUGAUUGACCUACCCACAUGUGAACUCAAUAAACUUGAAGAGAUUGCUGACUUAGUUACCUCAGUUCUCUCCUCACCUAUCCGUAGGGAAAAGCUGGCUCUGGCCUUGGAAAAUGAAGGCUAUAUUAAAAAACUACUGCAGCUGUUCCAAGCUUGUGAGAAUCUAGAAAACACCGAAGGCUUACACCAUUUGUAUGAAAUUAUUAGAGGAAUAUUAUUCCUAAAUAAGGCAACUCUGUUUGAAGUAAUGUUUUCUGACGAGUGUAUCAUGGAUGUUGUGGGAUGCCUUGAAUAUGACCCUGCUUUGGCUCAGCCAAAAAGGCAUAGAGAAUUUUUGACCAAAACUGCAAAGUUUAAGGAAGUUAUACCAAUAACAGACUCUGAACUAAGGCAAAAAAUACAUCAGACUUACAGGGUACAGUACAUUCAGGACAUCAUUUUGCCUACGCCAUCUGUUUUUGAGGAGAAUUUUCUUUCCACUCUAACGUCUUUUAUUUUCUUCAACAAAGUGGAGAUAGUCAGCAUGUUGCAGGAAGAUGAGAAGUUUUUGUCUGAAGUUUUUGCACAAUUAACGGAUGAAGCUACAGAUGAUGAUAAACGGCGUGAAUUAGUUAAUUUUUUCAAGGAAUUUUGUGCAUUUUCUCAGACAUUGCAGCCUCAAAACAGGGAUGCAUUUUUCAAAACUUUAGCAAAGUUGGGAAUUCUUCCUGCCCUUGAAAUUGUAAUGGGCAUGGAUGAUUUGCAAGUCAGAUCAGCAGCUACAGAUAUAUUUUCUUAUCUAGUAGAGUUUAGUCCAUCCAUGGUCCGAGAAUUUGUAAUGCAAGAAGCCCAGCAGAGUGAUGAUGAUAUCCUUCUCAUUAAUGUAGUAAUUGAGCAAAUGAUCUGUGAUACUGAUCCUGAGCUAGGAGGUGCUGUUCAGUUAAUGGGACUUCUUCGUACUCUAAUUGAUCCAGAAAACAUGCUGGCUACAACUAAUAAAACUGAAAAAAGUGAAUUUCUAAAUUUCUUCUACAACCAUUGUAUGCAUGUUCUCACAGCACCACUUUUGACCAAUACUUCAGAAGACAAGUGUGAAAAGGAUAAUAUAGUUGGAUCUAACAAAAACAGCACGAUUUGCCCUGAUAAUUAUCAAACAGCACAGCUGCUUGCCUUAAUUUUAGAACUACUCACAUUUUGUGUGGAACAUCACACAUAUCACAUAAAAAACUAUAUUAUGAACAAGGACUUGCUAAGAAGAGUCUUGGUCUUGAUGAAUUCAAAGCACACUUUCCUGGCCUUGUGUGCUCUUCGUUUUAUGAGGCGGAUAAUUGGCCUUAAAGAUGAAUUUUAUAAUCGUUACAUCACAAAGGGAAAUCUUUUUGAGCCAGUUAUAAAUGCUCUUCUGGAUAAUGGAACUCGGUACAAUCUGUUGAAUUCAGCUGUUAUUGAGUUAUUUGAAUUUAUAAGAGUGGAAGAUAUCAAGUCUCUUACUGCACAUAUAGUUGAAAACUUUUAUAAAGCACUUGAAUCAAUUGAAUAUGUUCAGACAUUCAAAGGAUUGAAGACUAAGUAUGAGCAAGAAAAAGACAGACAAAAUCAAAAACUGAACAGUGUACCAUCUAUAUUACGUAGUAACAGAUUUCGCAGAGAUGCAAAAGCCUUGGAAGAGGAUGAAGAAAUGUGGUUUAAUGAAGAUGAAGAGGAGGAAGGAAAAGCAGUUGUGGCACCAGUAGAAAAAUCUAAGCCAGAAGAUGAUUUUCCAGAUACUUAUGAAAAAUUUAUGGAGACAAAAAAAGCAAAAGAAAGUGAAGACAAGGAAAACCUUCCUAAAAGGACAUCAUCUAGUGGCUUCAAAUUUACAUUCUCCCACUCUGCCAGUACUGCUAAUGGAACAAAUAGUACAAACAGUAAGUCUGUGGUGGCCCAGACACCACCGGCAAGUUCUAAUGGAUCCUCCUCCAAAACUACAAACUUGGCUACAUCAGUAACAGCCACCAAGGGAAGUUUGGUUGGUUUAGUGGAUUAUCCAGAUGAUGAAGAGGAAGAUGAAGAAGAAGAAACAUCUCCCAGGAAAAGACCUCGUCUUGGCUCAUAAAAUACUUAGUGGGGACCCUCAACGUGUGGUCUUACUAAAAUGCUGCAACUGUUCGAUGAGCUGAAAAUCUGAAUCAGAAAGCUUUCUCACUUGAACUUAUAAAUAUAUGAGGAGUAGCAAAAAAUACUCAGUAUAUCAGCUAGGAGAGUUUAGUUCUGUAAAAGACCAGGCUUCCCAGGAACUUGAUUGCUUGCUAGUAAUUAAGGGUUUUGCCUUUCAGGCUGUCAAAAAAAAUAAAAUAAAAUAAGGUUAGUAACCAGAACCUGGGAGAUAGCUUCUCAGUGAGGAAACUCUCAGGUUUGGGGAUGGCUUGGGGGAGGGACAAGGUUGAUAAAAUAAUAUUAAAUGCAGGGUUGCUCCAGGGGGUAUCCGAUCUAGAAACAAUUACAAAACUUUAGUUACAAACCCAAUAACAUUACUUGUAUAAUGGUGCUGGCCAUGUUGUUCUUUUAAUAGGUUGCCUCUUUUUAAAAAAAUUUUUAUGAAACCAAAUUCAACUAUCAUAAAAGUGAAGUUAUGCUGUUGGGACCAUUUUUUUGAAGAUUUAACAGAAAUUCAGCCUUAUAGGUAGUUGGAAGGAAGUACACUCUGUGUUACAGUACAUGUUGAGUUUUCUACACCAGGAAUUUUCAGUAUGUAUUUUGAUGAAAACAAACUGGAUUCAAAAUGGACAGUUCUUCUUAAUAGAACUUUACAGCACUUUUAGAGAUAACUGAUGCCAAGAAUCAGUACAGUAGUAUUUCAUAAUGACUUUUCUCCAGAAACUUUGGAGUGUAUUGAACAGAAUGUUUCCAAAUGUCUCCCCGUAGUACAUACAAUCUUUUGUGCAAGAUAAUUUGAAGUCACUUUCUGCUUUGUUCAUAAAGUUGUCUCUCUCCAGAGCUGCGAGUAAGUUUUAAAGUAUAAUAUAUAAAGACUCACAUACAAAGACUAGUGCUGAAUUAAGUGGCAUUUAAUAUCUAGAGGCCAUUUGGAUCCCAGAAGUUAUUACUUCAGUAUCAAAGUCAGUAUGCAGCACAUGAAGUUUUCCAUAAAACAAACAAGGGUGUAAUAUGAAAGCUGCUUUUUUAAAAGAGUAAAAGCACAUUCCAUGUACGUAAAUGAAUUUAAAAUAAGUUGAGGCAAACAGUUAAGAGGUUUUAUUUUUAGAACAGCAAGUUACCUGUAAAUAUUUUAAUGUUAGUUUGCUCAUCUAUGAUCUGAGAUCAUGCUGAAGUGAGGAAAUACGUCCCCCAAACAACAACUUAAUGCAUUGGGGAAAAAACUAAAAACAGUAAUUCUGGCUACAAUCUUCAGAUCACCCUUGUAAUGUGUUAUGGGUCCAUUUUUCCUGGAAUAGCUUAACCUGAAGCAGUUUCCCCUGUUUUGGAGAUUUUGUAGUUAAUUUUAAUUUUGGCUAUUGUUUGGAAAAGAUGGGCUGUCUGUGUAGAUAUGAAGUAUAGUUUUUCCAUAAAACAGAUGUUUAUUUUGUAUUAAAAAUACCACUGUACUUGUUUUACACCAUUUGUAUACAUGUGGUGAUAUUAAUGCUGAACUGUAAAAUUCAGGAAUUAAAAUGUGACCCUGUAAUUCUA
Nyctereutes procyonoides (raccoon dog) is the source of this 4167-nucleotide messenger RNA. RefSeq names its product protein phosphatase 4 regulatory subunit 3B (gene PPP4R3B). NCBI's taxonomy places the organism in Eukaryota, Metazoa, Chordata, Mammalia, Carnivora, Canidae. Gene Ontology annotation, biological process: DNA damage response; protein dephosphorylation. The coding region runs from base 131 to 2593 and encodes 820 amino acids. Gene Ontology annotation, molecular function: protein phosphatase activator activity. Gene Ontology annotation, cellular component: protein phosphatase 4 complex; nucleoplasm. The record is from RefSeq and is a predicted model, not a curated record. The transcript has 16 exons.